GGCCGACAGGAACCCCGGGUCCCCACUUCGAGUCGGAGCGGAGGCGACAUGCGGAAAGGGCCGCGCCGGGGCCGCGCGGGGAUGGGGGUCCCCCAGGGCGGCCUGGAGCCCGGCGGCUUCCCCGCAGCGCGGAAGCGGAGCCUGGCGGACAGCCGCCGCCUCUGGCUCGCCGUGCUGCUGGCCCUGGCCGCCGGCUCCCUGGUGGGGCUUUACCUGCUCUGGCAGGUGGGCGAGGACCCGGCCGUCGGGGGCAUCCAGCCCCGGGAGGCAGCGCAGGAGGAGCUGAUCCCGGGCGCCCAGCUGAAGCACAAGCCCCAAAACCUGACUGGCGGGCAGCUGAAAGGCCUGGCCUCGCAGGUCCAACUGCAACGCCUUUGGCGUAGCUACCUGCAGCCCAUCCUGAUCGAGAGGUACUCUGGAAGCCCUGGCAACGAAAAAGUCCGGCAGUUCAUUGUGGAAAAGCUGAGGAAACUGGGCGCUUCCUGGCACAUAGAGGUGGACGCCUUCAAAGACCAGGCACCGCAUGGCGUCGUCAGCUUCGCCAAUGUGGUGGCUACGUUGGACCCCGCAGCCACCUGGCGCCUGGUGUUUGCCUGCCACUACGACUCCAAGUACUUCUCCCGCGACAAGCGUGGCCGGGCCUUCCUGGGGGCGACGGACUCGGCUGUGCCCUGUGCCAUCCUGAUGGAGCUGGUGACGGCGCUGGACGAGGAGCUGAAGAAAUCAAAGGAGAGGGGCUCCAAGGUGACGUUGCAGCUGCUGUUCUUUGACGGGGAGGAGGCCUUUCAGGAGUGGACGGACAAGGACUCCCUGUACGGCGCACGACAUUUGGCUGAUCGCAUGGCGAAGGCGCCGCAUCGCCCAGGCCUCAGCCAGCUCCAGGCUAUCUCUCUCUUCGUUCUGCUGGACCUUUUGGGCGCCCGCCAGCCGACCAUCCAGAACCAUUUCCGCAACACAGCCCUCUGGUUCGAAAGGCUCGUUGGCCUCGAGAAGCGGCUGCACCAUCUUGGCCUCCUGGAGUCUCACGCAAGGGAGCAGCUCUAUUUCCAGCCACGUUCCUAUUAUGACCCCAUCGAAGACGACCACGCUCCCUUCCUCCGGAGAGGUGUCCCAGUCCUUCACCUCAUCACCACACCUUUCCCCGCAGUCUGGCACACCUUCGAGGACACAGAGGAGAACCUCCACCCGCCCACUGUGCUCAACCUGUGCAAGAUCUUGGCAGGUUUCCUGGCAGAAUAUCUGUGGCUUUAGGCGGAAGGGACUCCCCUCCUGACUCAGAGGCCUUUUGCGUUUGGUCAACCGAGAUGUGGAACGGCUGAAGGAUGCGCCUUGUUUAAGAACCAGCACGAUCGCUUGCCAGGGCCCUUGCAGAAGCUUUGCUCGUGGUCCAAGGGGAAAUGGGAUGUGGGGAGAGGCAGGCUGGGAAACGGAAGGUUCUCAGACCUUGUGCCUUGGGGUAUUAAGCCUUGAAGCCCCUCAGGGAAGGUGACAGGCCAGGCAAGAGGACACCAGUUUGGUCUCCCAAGAUGGCACAGGUCAGGGAAACCGAAUUGAAGUGGCAGUAGAGAGAAUAAAUAAAAACCUUUCUUCCCAGGGGAUUUAUUGUGGGGGGGGGGAACCCCCAACCUGUCCCUGAUCAGCAACCCUACAAUGUGCACUCUUGUUAUUAAUAAUAGUCUUGAAUCCAAGUUCUGCUCUUGAGCCAUUUUGGAAACCAAGGCCUGGUUUUUCGAAGUGCCCAGGCUUCCUCCGUCUGUUGGUUCCACGGAAUGUGGCUAUUGACACGUGACAGAGACACGAUUCAGGGAGAACCGUUUGCACUCUCAUCCCAGGUACUUAAAAUGAACUUUUCUUUUUCCCCAAGGCAGCUGUUUGGUCUGUGCUUGGGGGCGGGGUGGGGUUGCAGAACAAUGUCCAAGAUGCCCAGAGACGCCUACCUCUGUCCCCUGACCUAUUCCGUCCUGUAACAAGCAAAAACGGGUUUUUACUCUGUUUUUAAUUUAAUAUUUAUUGUUGAGCCUUAAGGCCACUUCAGGUGUGGCAGCUCUGCUAUGUGGAAAAAGCUUGGGUGGGAGGGAUAAAUUCUCAUGUCGCAUUCAAGCUAAAUCUGGGUUACGCACCUUCCUUGCUCCAAAGUGACUCCGAGGCCUGGUUUAGACACAGGACAAAAUCCUGAGUUAGGAGAGUGGGAUGCCAAUUCUGAAUGCUUCCUCACCUUUUUAAAGCAUACCUGCAAGUGAAAAGCUAGCAAAUCAGUGAGAGAAUCCAGUUCAGCCCUCUUCCUGGUGUUCUAGCUUUCUACUUGCAAGGACUUACUUUUUUAAUUAAAAAAAAAAGUUGGAGAACAAUCUGAAGUGUUACAAUCCAUUAUUCCAUCUCAGACUACGUCCCCUCCCUCAAAUGGUUCAUUAACAAGUAUUACAAUAAAAGUUUCUUGCAACUUUCUGCUCUUUCA
Molecule: messenger RNA, 2455 nt
Organism: Zootoca vivipara (common lizard)
Lineage: Eukaryota; Metazoa; Chordata; Lepidosauria; Squamata; Lacertidae
Gene: QPCTL
Product: glutaminyl-peptide cyclotransferase like
Molecular function (GO): glutaminyl-peptide cyclotransferase activity; zinc ion binding
Source: RefSeq, a predicted model, not a curated record